Molecule: messenger RNA, 2232 nt
Organism: Arabidopsis thaliana (thale cress)
Lineage: Eukaryota; Viridiplantae; Streptophyta; Magnoliopsida; Brassicales; Brassicaceae
Gene: ULT1
Product: Developmental regulator, ULTRAPETALA
Exons: 3
Coding region: 1059-1772 (237 amino acids)
Cellular component (GO): cytoplasm; nucleus
Molecular function (GO): DNA binding
Source: RefSeq, marked reviewed
AUACCAUAUAUAAAUCAUAUGGUCUACAUACAACACUAGUAUCCUCAUCCGUAUUAAAAAAAUGAGUUCCUCGAACACAUAUAGCUACAAAUAUAGAGAUAUGACUUUGGGGUUUGAGCGCAUUGCAGAAUACCUAACAGGCAUAGAUGUCAAUGACGUCGUCGUCAUGUACUUGGUUACUAGUUGUUUUAUAGACAACUAGUUGAUUAAACCUUUUCUUUUAACAAUUAAACAAACCAACCUUUAUAUAUUUCUUCAACUUUUAUUUUAUAUAAAAAAAUAGCCAAUAGGUGUGGUGGUGAAAUGACUCGGUAACCAAUGAAUCCUGGUGAAAGGGAAGAGCCAAGAAUUUGCAGAACCUCAAAGGAAAAAAAAAGGACCUUUGAAAAUUACAAAAUCAAGAACUUCUUGAAAAGAAGUAAGUACAAGAAAUAGAAAAAGGAGUUAUGACAUUAUAAAACCAAAGAGGAACCUGAAACAAUUGACACAACCCUAUUCCUCAACUUCUUCUCUCUUAUGUCUUAUCAAAAGCCUCUCACCCACCGCCUCUGUUCCUGCUCCUCUUAUCAACCAUAGAAAUUCUCUCUCUCUUCCCUAUAUACAAUACAAUGUUAUGUAGGUGAUACAUACUAUAACAUAGUUGUAUAUAAACAUUAAUAUAAUGGAGAGGUCCCAUGCCCCCACGAGUUUUGUUUUGUUGGCCAGCUAAUUCGCAUCCUUUUUGUUUUGUUUGUAUAAGAGAGUUUCUUUGUUACUUACUAUAACCACAAGACCACAAGAAGGCCAAAGAGAGGCUAAACUAAAAGAGCUCUCUUUCUAAUUUAUUUCUCUCUCUUCUCUUCUCCCGAAAAGCCCUUAAUAAGCUUUUGCUUUGAUAUCAGAUCUCUCUUACGGCUUUUGAGAUGCGUGCUCCUUUAGGGCUUUCCUUUUAUACCCCAAAACGAGGCCUUUCCUUCUUCUCUCAUCUCCUAAUUCUACCCUCUUCCUCUUCCUCUUCCUUCUCUCUCUCUUCUCAUUCUCCUCAUACGCUAUAAGGAGAAAAUCUCAGAGAGAGAGUGAUGGCGAACAAUGAGGGAGAGAUGCAAUGUGGGUCCAUGUUGUUUAAGCAAGAGGAGCUACAAGAGAUGAGUGGGGUCAAUGUUGGUGGCGAUUACGUUGAGGUCAUGUGUGGUUGUACCAGUCACCGAUACGGCGAUGCUGUUGCUAGACUUAGGGUUUUCCCCACCGGUGACCUUGAAAUCACCUGCGAAUGCACACCUGGUUGCGAUGAAGACAAGUUGACACCAGCUGCAUUCGAGAAGCAUUCUGGAAGAGAAACGGCAAGGAAGUGGAAAAACAAUGUGUGGGUUAUCAUUGGGGGCGAAAAGGUUCCAUUGUCAAAGACAGUAUUGCUCAAGUACUACAAUGAAUCAUCAAAGAAGUGCAGUAGAUCAAACAGAUCACAAGGUGCCAAAGUUUGCCAUAGAGAUGAGUUUGUUGGGUGUAACGAUUGUGGUAAAGAGAGGAGGUUCAGGCUGAGGAGCAGAGACGAAUGCCGCUUGCACCACAAUGCAAUGGGUGAUCCAAACUGGAAAUGCUCAGAUUUCCCAUACGACAAGAUAACAUGUGAGGAGGAAGAAGAGAGAGGGAGCAGGAAGGUGUACAGAGGGUGCACACGUUCACCUAGUUGCAAAGGCUGCACUUCCUGCGUCUGUUUUGGCUGCGAGUUAUGCCGUUUCUCUGAGUGUACUUGCCAGACUUGUGUCGACUUCACCAGCAAUGUCAAAGCUUGAAGAAGGCAGUCCAUUAAGAAAAGAAAAAAAAAUGUCUGUCUCAGACUUUGUUCGUUGCAUUUAAUAACUUAUUCUAAAACUCCAAACAGUUAAUUAUCUUAUCUAUGGGUUGUGAAUGGAGCAAUUGAAAAAAAAGUAGAAAAAGUUGAUUUCCAAGAAGAACAUGCAGACGAGCAUGCCUGAGUUUAGUGCAUGUCUAGAUUUUUGGCUAGUGGCAGGGAAAAGUGUUAUUAAUAGUUUGUUGUUACUCUUUAUUUUAUUAGCUGUUGACAGCUUUGUGAGACGAAGUUGUCAAUGGCACAGCUACUCGGUCUGUGAUUUAGCCAUUUAGGAGAUGGGACAUGGAAAGAGACAUUUUCUUAAUACCCAAAAAGCCCUGACGUCUUGUUUUGAACACAGUAACCAUAUGGGAUCCCUUAAGUGAUGUAUACUUUUAUUAUCAACAACAAACAUUAGAAUC